CGGUGGUGCGCAGCCGCGCCCCAUCGCCCCUGCCACGCGCCGACGCCCCGCCCCAUCCGUGACGCGUUCGCGCGGGGCCUCUGCCCCAUCCCCCUCCCGGGCGGUCCCCAGCGCGAGGCCUCCGCCGUUCCCCGCCCCCUCGCCUCUGAGGCUGCCCGGAUAGCUGCCUGAUCCAAGGCCCAGCAGCUUCUGCCUUCCCGAUCCCCACCGACGGACGGAGGCAGCCCACCUGCAGGACCGGGGCGCUGUCGGUCCACGUGGCCGCUCCGGAGCAGAUUCCCCUCUUCCAGCGGCCUCGCCAUGGCGACCCACGGACAGACUUGCGCGCGUCCAAUGUGUAUUCCUCCAUCAUAUGCUGACCUUGGCAAAGCUGCCAGAGAUAUUUUCAACAAAGGAUUUGGUUUUGGGUUGGUGAAACUGGAUGUGAAAACAAAGUCUUGCAGUGGCGUGGAAUUUUCAACGUCUGGUUCAUCUAAUACAGACACUGGUAAAGUUACUGGGACCUUGGAGACCAAAUACAAGUGGUGUGAGUAUGGUCUGACUUUCACAGAAAAGUGGAACACUGAUAACACUCUGGGAACAGAAAUCGCAAUUGAAGACCAGAUUUGUCAAGGUUUGAAACUGACAUUUGAUACUACCUUCUCACCAAACACAGGAAAGAAAAGUGGUAAAAUCAAGUCUUCUUACAAGAGGGAGUGUAUAAACCUUGGUUGUGAUGUUGACUUUGAUUUUGCUGGACCUGCAAUCCAUGGUUCAGCUGUCUUUGGUUAUGAGGGCUGGCUUGCUGGGUACCAGAUGACCUUUGACAGUGCCAAAUCAAAGCUGACAAGGAAUAACUUUGCAGUGGGCUACAGGACUGGGGACUUCCAGCUACACACUAACGUCAAUGAUGGGACAGAAUUUGGAGGAUCAAUUUAUCAGAAAGUUUGUGAAGAUCUUGACACUUCAGUAAACCUUGCUUGGACAUCAGGUACCAACUGCACUCGUUUUGGCAUUGCAGCUAAAUAUCAGUUGGAUCCCACUGCUUCCAUUUCUGCAAAAGUCAACAACUCUAGCUUAAUUGGAGUAGGCUAUACUCAGACUCUGAGGCCUGGUGUGAAGCUUACACUCUCUGCUCUGGUAGAUGGGAAGAGCAUUAAUGCUGGAGGCCACAAGCUUGGGCUCGCCCUGGAGUUGGAGGCUUAAUCCAGCUGAAAGAAACCUUUGGGAAUGGAUAUCAGAAGAUUUGGCCUUAAUAUAUUUCCAUUGUGACCAGCAGCAGGCUUUUUUCCCCCAAGAAGAUGAUCAAAACAGAGGAUGAUCUCAACAAGAGCUGUAUUUUAAGUAUUUAGACAGUUCCUUGUUAGCUGGUUUCUAGUUGAAUUGGUUAUCUAGUUACCAAUGCUGCAGUCCUGCAGUCACCUAUACAUUAUUUAAAUGUAUUUAACUGUUAAAUGCGCUACCCACCAAUAAUGAAAUAGACCUUUAUGAAAACUG
Symphalangus syndactylus (siamang) is the source of this 1476-nucleotide messenger RNA. It is a transcript of the gene VDAC2, whose product is annotated as voltage dependent anion channel 2. Gene Ontology annotation, molecular function: voltage-gated monoatomic anion channel activity. Gene Ontology annotation, biological process: monoatomic anion transmembrane transport. The record is from RefSeq and is a predicted model, not a curated record. Gene Ontology annotation, cellular component: mitochondrial outer membrane. Lineage: Eukaryota; Metazoa; Chordata; Mammalia; Primates; Hylobatidae.